Molecule: messenger RNA, 5120 nt
Organism: Chinchilla lanigera (long-tailed chinchilla)
Lineage: Eukaryota; Metazoa; Chordata; Mammalia; Rodentia; Chinchillidae
Gene: Znf287
Product: zinc finger protein 287
Exons: 6
Coding region: 522-2804 (760 amino acids)
Biological process (GO): negative regulation of transcription by RNA polymerase II
Molecular function (GO): RNA polymerase II cis-regulatory region sequence-specific DNA binding; DNA-binding transcription repressor activity, RNA polymerase II-specific
Source: RefSeq, a predicted model, not a curated record
GCGAGUGUCCGCGCGGUCGGGCCCGGAGCCCAGGCGCUGCACACGCGGGGGCCCGCGCUUGCUUUCUGCAGGGGGAGCAGAGACGGAGUGCAGGCGGGUGUGCGGGCCCAGACCCAGCGUUGCGCGUCGCGGGGUCCCCAACACCCCCGCUGCGCUCGGCCCCUCCAGCUAAAGAGGAGGAAGAGGGAACAACCUGGAAAGGCAGGCAACCCCGGGCCGGGCCAGGAGGCCCGGUGCUCUCCUCGGGGCCUUGUAAACACUUGGUCUGGUGGCACUACUGUUGGUGGAACGGGGCUGGGGGCGGAGAGCUGGCACUGGGGACAGGGUCUUUUAUUCAUCCCUGCAAGUUCUGAGCUCAAAAUUUGUAACUAAGGCUGCUAACUUACCUUCAUCCUGUUCCGCCUCCAGCUGCAACAGCCUUUGAUAUAAUGUUUUUGUGGCUGUAGAAUGACACUUCAAGCAGUUGGCUCAUUACUGGAGAAAUAAAAGAUAUUGCCAGAUUGACUAUCCUGUCUGUAGCCAUGUUAGCCUCAAGAAAGAGGAUGAACAAUUCUUCACGCUCCCAAAUUCUUCUAAUGUGGAAGCCAGACAAGGCCCAAAAUGGACCCCACAAUUUCGAAAAGCAAACUCUUACUUCAAGACUCUUACGUGAUACUGAGACCUGUCGACAGAAUUUUAGGAAUUUUCCAUACCCAGACAUGGCUGGUCCUCGAAAGGCACUGAGUAAACUCCGAGAGCUCUGCCUUAAGUGGCUGAGGCCUGAGAUUCACUCAAAGGAACAAAUCCUGGAGCUGCUGGUGCUAGAGCAAUUCCUAACCAUCCUUCCAGGGGAGGUUAGGACAUGGGUAAAGUCCCAGUAUCCAGAGACCACAGAGGAAGUGGUGACUCUGGUGGAAGAUUUGACUCGGAUUCUAGAAGAGGAAGCUCCUCAGAACUCUGCCCUUUCCCAAGAAACUCCAGAGGAAGACACCAGAGGAAAACAUGCUUUCCAGGCAGACUGGCUCAAUGACUUGGUGACUGAAGAAUCAAUGACAUUCAAAGAUGUGGCUGUGGACAUUACUCAAGAGGACUGGGAGCUAAUGCGUCCUGUACAGAAGGAACUGUACAAGACUGUGACAUUACAAAACUAUUGGAACAUGGUUUCUCUAGGAUUGACUGUGUACAGACCAACUGUGAUUCCCACAUUGGAAGAACCAUGGAUGGUGAUAAAAGAAAUUUUAGAAGGCCCUAGUCCAGAAUGUAAAACUGAAGCCCAAGCAUGUAUUCCAAUAGAGAAUAUUCCUAAACUCAAACAAGAUGGAACACAAACUAUCAAGUUGGAAGAGCUAUAUGGCUAUGAUGAUGGAUUAGAGAGGCAAGCAACAGAUACCUUCAGGAAAAUUUCCACGAAUGAAAGAGAUUUCAGUUUGAAGUCAGUCUUUCCACAAGAUGAUCUUGCAGAAGAAUAUCUUAGUAAAUAUGACAUAUAUGGAAAUGAUUUUGAUAAGCAUUUAAACCUAACUCGACAGUUUGAUACCCAAUCAGAUAAUAAAACUUUUACAUAUAGUGAAGACAAGCCAGUCUUCAAUAAUUUCUCAUACGGUACUGUAUAUAGGAAAAUACUUCCUGGAGAUAAGCCUUAUAAAUGUAAUGUGUGUGGGAAAAAAUUUAGAAAAUACCCAUCCCUCCUGAAACACCAAAGUAGCCAUGCCAAAGAGAAAUCUUAUGAAUGUGAAGAAUGUGGGAAAGAGUUUAGGCAUAUUUCAUCCCUCAUUGCACAUCAGAGAAUGCAUACCGGAGAAAAACCAUAUGAAUGCCACCAAUGUGGUAAAGCCUUCAGCCAGCGUGCACACCUUACUAUACAUCAGAGAAUUCAUACUGGAGAGAAACCCUAUAAAUGUAAUGAUUGCGGGAAAGACUUUAGUCAGCGUGCACACCUUACUAUACAUCAAAGGACGCAUACUGGAGAAAAACCAUAUAAAUGCUUGGAAUGUGGUAAGACCUUCAGCCAUAGUUCAUCACUGAUUAAUCAUCAGAGAGUUCAUACUGGAGAAAAACCUUAUAUAUGCAAUGAAUGUGGGAAAACUUUUAGUCAGAGUACACAUCUUCUUCAGCAUCAAAAGAUACAUACUGGAAAGAAACCAUAUAAAUGCAAUGAGUGUUGGAAAGUGUUUAGUCAGAGCACUUAUCUUAUUCGACAUCAGAGAAUUCAUUCUGGAGAAAAAUGUUAUAAAUGUAAUGAGUGUGGAAAGGCCUUUGCUCAUUCCUCAACUCUUAUUCAACAUCAGACUACUCACACUGGAGAGAAAUCCUACAUAUGUAAUAUAUGUGGGAAAGCCUUCAGUCAGAGUGCAAACCUUACUCAGCAUCAUAGAACACACACUGGAGAAAAACCAUAUAAAUGUAAUGUUUGUGGGAAAGCAUUCAGCCAGAGUGUGCACCUAACUCAACACCAGAGGAUUCACAAUGGAGAAAAACCCUUUAAAUGCAAUGUAUGUGGGAAAGCAUAUAGACAGGGUGCAAAUCUCACUCAACAUCAAAGGAUUCAUACUGGAGAGAAACCCUAUAAAUGUAAUGAAUGUGGGAAAGCUUUUAUUUAUUCCUCAUCACUUAAUCAACAUCAGAGAACUCAUACUGGAGAGAGACCAUAUAAAUGUAAUGAAUGUGACAAAGAUUUUAGCCAGAGAACAUGCCUUAUUCAACACCAGAGAAUUCACACAGGAGAGAAACCCUAUGCAUGCCGAAUAUGUGGUAAAACCUUCACUCAGAGUACAAAUCUUAUCCAGCAUCAGCGAGUUCAUACAGGUGUCAAGCAUCGUAAUUAAUGGAUAUUGGAGACUUCAUUUAGGUUUUUUAGUUUGAUCACUUAAAUUUUAUUUUGUAUGCUCUGUGUGUUAAAACAUUAUUCAAAAGAAAUCUGAAGAAGUGCAAUAUAAGAUAUCAGCAGAAGUAUCAGAACUCAUAAUGUGGAUAUACUCGUUAAAACUUAAUGUGUAAUGUAAAAAGAAAACCUCACUGACUUCUUAAAUCUUUAUUUCAUACCAGUUUAACUCAUUCUAGAAAGAAACCCUAUGAAAAGAUAUUUAAAAAACUAACUCUUCAACUCUCAAGGUAUUUCAAGUACUUUUUUAGAGGCCUUAAGAAUGUGACUUGGGAAAGUCCAUCAAGUAGAGAUAUCACACUAGAGAGUAAUCCUGGGAUUAUAGAAGAGAAAAAGCUAUUUUCAGGCCUUUAUUUCAUCCCCACUUUGAAGCCUUAAGAUAUGUAAAGGUUUCCCUUUCACCCUCUUAUGCCAUUACUGCCAUAUAAAACCAGUAGGUUUGAGAGAAAAAAGUUGAAAAUAUGUUAAAGAUUUCUGUGACCACUGUUUAACCGUGCUUUCUCUCAAAUACUGAAAUAUUAAAUGAAGAGAAACUUAAUGAAAGAUGAUGUUGAGACAGAAAGUAGUGUAAAUAACCCUAAGGCGUGUGUACAGACUUAAGCAGGCAAAAAUUUAAACACCUCAAGCUUAAAUUAAUCUUUAAAAAGGUAAGCCUUAGUUUCACUAGGUUUUGACAUCCAUGGUCAUCCUGAAGGAAAAAAGUAAGCAUACAGUUCCUAUUUUUUUCCACCAGAGGAUUCAUAAUUCAUAAUUUAAAGUUCCCUUGUGGUCCUUUUACUGUGGGAAGUCCAUUUCUUCCACUAAAAUACAUUUCUUGAGUGCCUACUGUGCUCUCAGGUCCCAGAUUUCCUGAUUGAACCCUUUCAGGCUUAUUACAGCGCUGAAAGUUACAGCUGAUUUAAGCAACAGAAUUUUUUUUUAUAGUAAUGAGAAACUAAGGACAUGAUCUUAAUUAAGUAUUUUGCUAUGGAAUGAGCAUAAAAAACUUGAUAAAAUGGGUGCCAGAUAUGACCCCAUAACCCAAGUUAGGAAGUAAUGAAGGCAGCUAUCUAAUGUGAGAAAAUAAGCAAUGGAAAAUGGACUUGGGUUCACUAUAGAGAGUGGGUCAGGGAAAAAUCAAGGUGAAAAACAAGUGAGGAAAGAGACAAAACAACUGAUAAAUACAACGGGACUUGGUAUACUGAAGAAAGUAAGAGUGGUGAAAUAAAAAUGAAAUUUAGCCUAUUUAUAAGAAAAAUGAAAUGACUGAUUUUAAAGGAAUAAUUUGAAACCUGGUACUCCUUCAUAUACGAAAGUAAAACAGAGGUUACUCAAUGUGUCAGAAGAAAAUUGUCCAUUGAAAAAAACAUUGUACAGAAACUAUCAUUGAUACAGUAAUCAUUAACCAACUUUGUGGGUCCUAAACGACAUUAAUGGAAAACUGGCAGAAAUAGGUUAAAAAAAAUACUGUUGUAUUUGACAUUCAUAGUUUUCCAGUCUCAAAAUAGACCACGAUUCCAUUUUGUUUCUCCAGUGCCUUGCAUAUUGCACAUGAUCAACGUAUUUUGGUUAAGUUAAUGAAUGAAUAUGUAAAUUAGAGUUGAGUAAGUAUAAAACUGACUGGCAUGGAGUAAAAAUUGGUUAAAAACAAAAAUGACUUGUGCAUAUUUAAAACAAGUGUUUAACAACUGUUGAUUAUUUACCAAGUAAUAGGAACUACUUAAAAAUGGAAAAUCUGAAAUCAUGGGACAUCUUUGCACAAAGAAAUGUUCCUGAGCUAAAUGGGGAAAACUGAUAAAUUCUGCUACCUUAAAUAUCUGAGCAUGUAUUGACCAUACAAUUUGACUUAGACAUUACUGUUUAUAUAAAUAUCCUGCAAACAGGUGAUGUUAGGCAAAGGUGCGAGCAUCUUCAAAGCUAUAUUGUUGAGUAUUUUCUUGAAGAAAUUGUUGCUUUCCCUUUUCCUGACAUUAGUUAAUCUUGAUUUCAUUGUAUCAUCCUUCACAAUGUGCAGGUUGCAAAAUACUCAAAUUAUGCUUCAUCUCUUAGUUGUUAAAAAAUAACAGUUGUAUUUAAGAUAUGAUUUUUUCUGGUGUUGCUUCAUCUUACACAAUACUUUUCUCCUUUGGAAUGAAUGUUUGGAGUGUUACAGUCUGUAUCAUCUUUCUUCUCCAUAAUUUCUGCCUUUGUAUGCUUUAUGUAAAUAGUGCAUUUAUAAAGUCUUCCAUUGAUACACAGAGGUAAUUGAUGCCCUUAUAAAAAAUAAUAGAAUAAUAGUGCA